AUGGCGGACGAACACGAGCCUUUGCUGGGCGGUGCCCCGGUGCCUCGGCGCGCUGUUACGAAAUAUCUGCGCGAAGAGAUUGAUACGCGCCGUGGCGAUUUCCUUCUCCUCAUUUGCUACAUCAUUACUGGACUUCUCGACAGCUCAGCAGUGUUUAUUUGGGGCAGUUUCGUGUCAAUGCAGACUGGAAACACGGUUUACUUUGGCCUUGGCCUUGUUGGAACAGAUGAUGAUCGAUGGAUAAAAUCUGGUGUCUCGAUCUGCGGAUUCUGCCUCGGAUCACUGGUUUUCUCCACAUUUCAUCGCUUCUUUUCGCCUCGCCUACGCUGGGUCAUUACUGUUUCAUUCUUCAUACAAAUGCUUUGUAUCACAGCCGCUGCUACCAUUGUUACAAUUUAUCGUCCUACGCGAGACGCGCCCUUGAGCUGGUUGAUCCUCGUACCUGUUGCUCUGGUAGCAUUCCAGAGUAGUGGACAGGCUGUUGCCAGUCGCGUCUUGAAAUACAACGGGCUGACCAGUGUUGUCCUGACCAGCAUUUAUUGUGAUCUUUUCUCACAUGAAGAUUUUCUUUCAUUCAAACUUUUCCGCAACGCCGAGGAACUGCGUCGACUAGGUGCUGUGGUCUGCCUGCUAGUUGGAGUUGUGUGGGGUGGACUGUGGGCACAUAGCUCGGUUGGAAUGAUGGGAGCCCUGUGGAUGGCUACUGUCUUGAAGGGGCUGAUUGUUAUAGCUUGGCUUUUCUGGAAGGGGAAAGAAUGA
Molecule: messenger RNA, 759 nt
Organism: Penicillium pulvis
Lineage: Eukaryota; Fungi; Ascomycota; Eurotiomycetes; Eurotiales; Aspergillaceae
Product: YoaK family protein
Exons: 1
Coding region: 1-759 (252 amino acids)
Source: RefSeq, a predicted model, not a curated record